Halichondria panicea is the source of this 1549-nucleotide messenger RNA. Its product is annotated as TNF receptor-associated factor 5-like. The coding region runs from base 87 to 1397 and encodes 436 amino acids. The record is from RefSeq and is a predicted model, not a curated record. Gene Ontology annotation, biological process: regulation of apoptotic process; signal transduction. The transcript has 2 exons. NCBI's taxonomy places the organism in Eukaryota, Metazoa, Porifera, Demospongiae, Suberitida, Halichondriidae. Gene Ontology annotation, molecular function: protein binding; zinc ion binding.
UAGUGAUAAGCAAAUAUGGAGAUAGUCUUGUGACAGAUAAAUCAAACAAAUUCCUCUCCCUUUUGUGACUAAGGAGAGUUUAUGAUAUGGCGUCCAACAGCUCUAGCGUAGGUGGCUAUGAUCUGAACUGGUUCGAAGAGCCCUCUGAAGGUCUGAAGUGUCUCAUCUGCCUCUGUGUAGCCAGGGACCCUCACCAACAUCCUGGAGAUGCUACCAAUGACUGUGGCAAAGUAUUCUGUCAUGACUGCAUCAUUGAAUAUCAGAAGAGCGAGACGACUUGUCCAAAUUGUCGACAAGAUUUAACUCUCUUUAAAGAUUCGAGAGGUGCCAGGGACAUCAAAGCUCUAAAGGUCAAAUGCAGCAACCUGGUCAACGGCUGUUGCUGGGUGGGGGAACUAGGAGAUCUUAAGACACACCUUCAGUCAUGUGACUAUGCUCUCCUGCCCUGUACUAACAAGUGCAAGAUCUAUAAUAAUAUUGCGAAGUUUCUGAGAAAAGAUCUUAAAGACCACCUCACCAACCACUGCCCAAGACGUCAGUACAAGUGUCCACAUUGUCAGGAGACGGGGGAACAUCAGGAGAGGACCACCACUCAUCUAGAGAUCUGCCCAAAGUUUAAGGUACCAUGUCCGAAUGAUCAAUGCCAGGGCAACAUUCCUCGCUGUGAGAUCAUUACCCAUCAAUCCAUGUGUGAAUACGAGCCUGUGUCCUGCAAGUAUGCUGAGGUUGGCUGUGAAAAAAAACCGCCACGAAAAGAUAUCCAAAUACACGAGGAAAAUGCACAAUUUCAUUUGAAAACAAUAGUCGAAAAUUCCCUAAACCUAAGCAAAAAAUGUGCCAGGUAUGAGAGAGAAAUCACCUAUCAAAAAAUGAGGCAGGGAAGUUCAAUAGAGAACGAUAUUUGUACCAUACAUGUUUUUAAAAUGGAUAAUUAUACACGUCGAAAAAACAACAGCGAAGUAUUUCACAGUCCUCCAUUUUAUACACCCUCAAAUGGCUAUAAAAUGUGUGCUCGUGUGCAUGCCAACGGUACAGGAGAAGCGGCUGAAGAAAAAUAUGAUUAUCUGUCUAUUGGUAUAUGUCUCAUGAAGGGGGACAAUGAUGACUCCCUGCCCUGGCCGUUCACUGGGAAGAUUAAAUUUGAGAUAUUAAAUUUGAUAAGAAACACGAACCAUCACAAAGGCGAAUUUAUAUUUCCACCCGAUGAUCCGGCAAGUCAAAGAGUAGAAGACGAUGAAAGAGCUGAGACAGGUUACGGUAUACCAUUCUUCAUGCCUCAUAAUGACAUAAUCAGUGUUAAUCCCACCAAAUGGGAGCAUCUUAAAGAUGACACACUGACCAUACGAGUUUCAGUCAAACUUCCCGAAUACAAAUCAUGGCUGGAAUGUACUUUAUAGACGUGUGUUAUAGACGUGUGUACAUGUGCAACAGAUUAAUACCGAAACAAUAAUUAGAACAGAAAUCGUUGCAGUACUGUUAUUAGACUUAGCUAUAAUUAUAUUGUAUAAUUUGAUAUUUCUCUGUGUGGUAUUCUACAUUGAUGUACUGA